Messenger RNA from Chelonia mydas (Green sea turtle), 1308 nucleotides. RefSeq names its product HAUS augmin like complex subunit 1 (gene HAUS1). Gene Ontology annotation, cellular component: cytosol; HAUS complex. The coding region runs from base 8 to 1090 and encodes 360 amino acids. Lineage: Eukaryota; Metazoa; Chordata; Testudines; Cheloniidae. The transcript has 9 exons. Gene Ontology annotation, biological process: centrosome cycle; spindle assembly. The record is from RefSeq and is a predicted model, not a curated record.
UGGGGCAAUGGGAGCUGCCACCAGCCUGCUAGCCCCUUCUGGGCGUGGUUUCGGGAGGGGGCGGGGCCUGAGACAAGGACACCGGCUGCGAACUACAACUCCCAGCAAGCGCCGCGGCCCUGAGGUCAUCUCUGCGGGCCUGGGCGCUCACUGCGCCGGUCGGGGCCGUGCGCGGAGGAGGUCGGGAAGGCGGCGGGAGGAAUCGGGAUUCAGCGCGGCCGAGGCCGGGAUGGAGGAGAAGCUCAGACGGGUUACUUUAUGGCUAAAAAGGACAUUUGGGGAUCAACCCAUUCCACAGUACGAAGUGAAUUCACGGACUGUUGAUAUUUUAUAUGAACUUGCGGAAUGCAAUGAAACCAGAGACAGGGAUGUCUCCCUCGUGAUAGAUGACAUGAAACAGAAGACUGCUGAAUAUGAGUCAGAAGUCAACUAUCUACAGGAUCUUCUCAUGGAGAGUGUGAAUCUUUCCUUCAACAGUCUCUCUAGCGCAGGCACCAGCUAUCUGAACGCAUUGGUAGAUAGUGCAAUGGCUCUUGAAACAAAGGACACUUCCCUAGCAAGCUUCAUCUCCGCUAUCAAUGAUUUGACCUCAGAUUUACAUGCGACAGAAUCGAGAAACAGAGAAAUGGAGCUUGAAUUGACCAGCCUUAGGAAAAAGCUAACUGCAGCUCUGGUGCUGGAAAAACAUCUCAAAGAGGACCUUAAAAAAACAGAAGAACAUCUGGCAACGGAAAAAGCCAAAGCUGACAGCCGAACCCAGAACAUGAAGUUCCUGAAGGAUAAAUCUGAGGACUUUAAAUUCAGGAUCAAGGCUGCAGAGGAACAGCUUUCGGCAAGCGGGAUGGAUCCUUCCUUGACACAUCAGUCAUUAGUGAGCCUCUCAGAGAAACUGACUGAACUAAAGCAACAGACUGUGCCUUUGAAGAAGAAACUGGAGUCCUAUUUGGACUUAACUCCUAAUCCUUCUCUUGCUCGAGUGAAGAUUGAAGAAGCAAAGCGGGAGCUGAAUGCUCUUGAGGCUGAGUUCUCCAGUAAAGUGGACAUGAUGGCACUGUCAGUACCAGAGCCCAGCAAACGCCGAUUUACGUAAAGUCACCUGUGUGGGAAAAGGACUUCACUUUUUUUUUUAAAGACUUUUUGGGUUCCUAAACAUGGUGGCGUAUUCCACACUGUUGGGGCCUGUACACUUGCCAUCUUUCUGCCAGGUGCACAGAUUUUGAGGGUUUCUCAUAGCUUUAGUUUUGUAAAAAGUAUGUAUAUUUCUGUUUUCUGUAAGGCUGAAUAAUAAAAACAAGGCUUCCUUCUCUA